This is a messenger RNA of Passer domesticus (house sparrow), 2806 nucleotides long. RefSeq names its product zinc finger protein 239-like. Gene Ontology annotation, biological process: regulation of transcription by RNA polymerase II. Bases 249 to 1322 code for a protein of 357 amino acids. The transcript is spliced from 2 exons. NCBI's taxonomy places the organism in Eukaryota, Metazoa, Chordata, Aves, Passeriformes, Passeridae. The record is from RefSeq and is a predicted model, not a curated record. Gene Ontology annotation, molecular function: DNA-binding transcription factor activity, RNA polymerase II-specific; RNA polymerase II cis-regulatory region sequence-specific DNA binding. Gene Ontology annotation, cellular component: nucleus.
GGGCCCCGGCGGCGGGCCUCGGGCGGCGGUGGCGCAGCAGCGGCGGCAUUGGCGGAGCGCGUGUGCGGGCCCGGGAGCGGCGGCAGCGGCCGGAGCCCGGGGAGGCGGCGGCGGAGCUCGGAGGCGGCCCCGGCGCAGACACAGGAUGCCCAAGGCCUUCAUGAGAUAAAGUGCGGCAAGGAGCCCGAGGCCCUCUCAUCUCGUAUUUUCCCCCAAACCAGGAUUUUUCAUUCCCAUGGUGUGCCUGGAUGGAGGAGGAAAAGCUCUGGAGAUUCUGCACGAGGAGGGGCUGCAAACCCAGCCCAGGGAGCUGCAGGGAGGAAAGAGCCCCCCUGAGCCAGGAAGGCGGCCAGAGAUCCAGGCAGAGCUCAGAGCUGGUGGAGAAGCCUCAUGGCAAGGAGAAGCCCCACGAGUGUUUGGAAUGUGGGAAGGGUUUCAGCCGGCGCAUUGACCUGAUCCAGCACCAGGUGAUCCACACUGGGGAACGGCCCUAUGAGUGUGGGAAAUGUGGGAAGAGCUUCAGCUACAAGCGCAACCUGAUCCAACACCAGAGGAUCCACACUGGGGAAAAGCCCUUUGAGUGUGGGGAAUGUGGGAAGAGCUUCAGCCAGGGGGGCGGCCUGAUGCAACACCAGAGGAUCCACACCGAGGACCGGCCCUACAAGUGUGGGGAAUGUGGGAUGGGAUUCAAGCAGAAGGGCACGAUGCUGCAACACCAGAGGAUCCACACUGGGGAAAAGCCCUAUGAAUGUGGGGAAUGUGGGAAGAGCUUCAGGUGCAGCUCUGUCCUGAGGCAGCAUGAGAGGAUCCACACUGGGGAAAAGCCCUAUGAGUGUGGGGAAUGUGGGAAGAGCUUCAGGCGCAGCUCUGUCCUGAGGAAUCAUGAGAGGAUCCACUCUGGGGAAAAGCCCUACAAGUGUGGGGAGUGUGGGAAGAGCUUCAGAGAAAGCAGGGCCCUGAUUCGGCACCAAGUGAGCCACACGGGGGACCGGCCCUACACCUGCUUGGAAUGUGGGAAGAGCUAUGGGUGGCACUCCGACCUGAGAAAUCACCAGCUCCUCCACACUGGGGAGAAACCCUAUGAGUGUCCCCAGUGUGGGAAGAGGUUUCAUAUCAGCUCCAGUCUCCUCGUACAUCAGCGGAUUCACACAGAGGAGAGGCCCUUCCGCUGCCCCAACUGCGGGAAGGGCUUCAAGCACAACUCCACCCUCACCAUGCACCGGCGCAUCCACACCGGGGAGAGGCCCUACGAGUGUGGGGAGUGUGGGAAGGGCUUAUCACAGAGCUCUAACUUGACCCAACAUCAACGGAGGCGCCACUAAGGGAAGCCCUGUGAGUGCCCCGAGUGCGGGAAGAGCUUCGUGCGCUGCUCCAGUUCCAUCCCCAUGGGAGGAUCCGCGUUGGGUGAUCCCCAGUGACUCCCAAUGGGCAGAGCCCUGGGAUCUGUGGUCCUGGUGAUGCGUGUUGGGAAGACACCUGGCUUGGAGGCUCCACAUCUUCCUGGUUCCCUGGGGGCACUUAGAUAAACCCAGCAGCAGGAACAUCCAUUGGGACACAGACCAAGAGUGGGAAUUCCUUGGGGAGAGCAGAUUUGUCAACUUGCAACCCCAUAAACUUGCAUUCAAUCCUAUCUUCUGCUGGCAUCAGGGAGUACUGGAUCAUCCUCGAGGUAUGUCUUGGGUUGAUUAUAUGAUGCUUGUGUCCCCAGUCGUCUGUACUGUUUAUGCUGAAUAAUAAGUUUUGCACCUUUAGACUUGUCCUGAGAGUGAAGUGGGGAGAGAAGUGCAGAGUUUGUUUACAGAAACUGCACUCACUCCUCUACAUUCCUGCUCCUGCACUGUGCUGCCUGUGGAUGCCCAGACAGCGGGACAGAGCUCUCCUUGGCUUUUAGUUAGUUUUAGCUAGCUGAGGCAAAGAAGUUCCCUGGACUGUGGGGUUUUUCCCUUUUCUUUGGACCUUGUUUGAACCUGCUCUGGCCUGAACACCAGAAGAGCACUGGCAGCUCAUACCUGUGGCCACCGGGCUGGGCCUGGGCCGUGGCAUUUCCGGCACCGGAGGGACUGAUCAGAGACUGAGUGAGCCAAGCUACAGCCCACAGAGGGGACUGUGAAUUUGUCUCUCUUUUAGGAGUGGCAAGAGGUUUUAUUGUUUAAUAUUGUUUAGAUUUUAUUGUUUAAUAAACAGUUUUUUCUACUUUUAUCCAAGGAGGUAUUUUAUUUUUCCUGAACCGGUGUGGGGAGUAGCCAAUUGAAUCUGCUUUCUAGAGGAACCCCUUUGGGGGUUCUCUCCCAAAUUUGCCCUGAACCAGGACAAGGUCUUCUCCAACUUCAUGGAUUCCAUUAUUUUGAUUUCCUAUUACACAAGGGAGUCUUCCACAGCCAAAUGGUGAAAAACUGCAGAAAAGACCAAGAUUUUGGAGACAGUGGGGUAGAAACUCCACCAGAAAAGGUUCUUCUCUUCCACCCAAUCAUGUGGAUCCUCAGCCAGCAUGGACACUGAAAUCCUUUUCUCUUGGCCUUGAUUUUUUUUUUUCAUUUCUCUUCAUCCCUUUCAAAUAUGCAAUCUUAGGGUAAAAAUAGACAUUGAACUAAGACAUGGGUGUAGUCAUGGUAGGACAGAGAUGUGGUGGGACACAGACAUGGAGAGUGACAUGGGCACACAUGGACAUGGAGUGGGACAUAGGCAUUCAUGGGGACAUGGGUGAACACAGGCAUGGAUGGGGAUGUGGGGGCCAAUGACUGGGAUGGAAACAUGGUGGGGAGACAGCCAUGGGUGAGGACAUUGUGGGACAUGGCCAGUGACAAGU